AUGCCUUCAGUCCGGAUAUUUUUCCGGAAGUUGAACACAUUAUAUGUGCAGCCCAAGUUAGAAAGUCCGCAUCACACCAAAAACCAACGAGGCAUGGCGGAGGACAAACGCGAUAUUCAAAUCUCAAAGGCCCUGGCGUACUUGCUGCGUCAUGGAGCCGUUAAAGAAGGCUUGGCCAUCGACAGCGACGGCUACAUUCCUGUUCCCGAGCUUCUCGCGCACAACAGACUUAAGAGCUUGCAUUGUACGCUGCCGGAUGUGGAGCGGGUUGUGGCUAAUAACAACAAGAAACGGUUUAAUUUGAUAUUUGACCACGAAACAGCACUUAUGUGUGCCACCCAAGGUCAUUCCAUUGCGGCCGUUGCGCCCACGAACGACGUGCUAGAGAAAAUCACCACUAUAGAGCAACUUCCUUCUCAACUCGUGCAUGGUACCAAUCUCAGCAGCCUGCAACUGAUAUUGCAGAGUGGGCAGCUCCAGAGGAUGCGCAGAAACCACAUCCAUUUGGCGCAGGGCGUCACAGGUGUUGACGACAGCGUGGUGAGCGGAAUGCGCGUUUCUUCCAUGGUGCACAUCUACUUGAAUGUGAAAAAGUUAUGCGACCGUCUGCAGCUGUUUAAGUCUCUGAACGGCGUAUAUCUCACUGCUGACAAUAUCCCAGUUGACCUAUUUGAAAAGGUUGUGCUCAUCGAGAACACCAAGAACAGGGCAGAAAUUGCGGAAGUCAUCCUUCUUCUUGAGAACAAAGGUGUGCCCUAUCUGAAGACAAAUCGCGAGGCGCAACAGUCAAGGAGUAAUCCUCGAGCCCAUGAUUUUUCAUCCGCAAGGUUCAAGUAA
This is a messenger RNA of Lachancea dasiensis, 837 nucleotides long. The record is from the annotation of a GenBank genome assembly. NCBI's taxonomy places the organism in Eukaryota, Fungi, Ascomycota, Saccharomycetes, Saccharomycetales, Saccharomycetaceae.